This is a messenger RNA of Helobdella robusta, 273 nucleotides long. RefSeq lists its product as hypothetical. Gene Ontology annotation, molecular function: RNA polymerase II cis-regulatory region sequence-specific DNA binding; DNA-binding transcription factor activity, RNA polymerase II-specific. The transcript is spliced from 2 exons. Gene Ontology annotation, biological process: regulation of transcription by RNA polymerase II; canonical Wnt signaling pathway. The record is from RefSeq and is a predicted model, not a curated record. The annotation marks the transcript as partial. Gene Ontology annotation, cellular component: beta-catenin-TCF complex. NCBI's taxonomy places the organism in Eukaryota, Metazoa, Annelida, Clitellata, Rhynchobdellida, Glossiphoniidae.
CAGUGGCACGCAUUGGACAAGUCUGAACAGCAGAAAUAUUACGAUAUGGCGAAGCGCGAAAAAGAACUUCAUCUGCAGAUGUAUCCGGGCUGGUCGGCCAGAGAUAACUACGCCACGCACACCAAGAAGAAAAAACGAAAAAAAGAAGCGGGAGUUAACAAUUCAUGUCCUCACAAUCUUAACUGCAAAUCACAUUUUGGCCUGGAUCAACACCACAAUUGGUGCAGUGAUUGUAGGUUAGUAAUGUGUUGUAGUCAUACGUUCAAUAUUUAA